AUGCAUUCCUCUAAUUCUGUGGAAGGUUUAUCAUCAAGUUUGAGAAAAGGUGCAUGGAGUCAAUAUGAAGAUGAACUUCUCAAAGAUUGUGUUCAACGUUAUGGAGAAGGAAAAUGGCACUUAGUUGCUCAAAGAGCAGGAUUGAAGAGAUGUCGAAAGAGUUGUAGGUUGAGGUGGUUGAAUUAUUUAAAGCCAAACAUUAAGAAGGGAGAUUUUAGUGAAGAUGAAGUUGAUUUGAUGAUCAAAUUGCAUAAUCUUUUGGGAAACAGAUGGUCCUUGAUUGCUGGAAGACUACCUGGAAGAACACCAAAUAUUAUAAAAAAUUAUUGGAACAAACACGUGCGAAGCGAAGAACGUUUUUCCAAGAAAGAAAACAACAAAACAAAGGAAGAGAUAGAAAAAGUUACAAAAUCUCAUGAAGUGAUUAAACCUCAACCACAAACUUUCGCAAAAUCAUUGCUAGAAGUGAAUAAGUUCAUUAGUUCAAAUGAUAAUUCUUCCAAAGUUUCUAUGAAUGAAGGUGAAACUUCAUCAAGAACAAAUAAUUGGUGGGAAAGUUUUUUAUUAGAUGAGAAUGAAGAUAAUAAUUACUUAUUGCAAACGGGAUUUUGGGAUGAUCAAGAGCUUAAUUCAAUAACAACAAAUGCUUUUGACUUUUUUACUGAAGAUCAAACUUGGAGUGAUUUUCUUGCUCAAUUUUGA
Molecule: messenger RNA, 702 nt
Organism: Lathyrus sativus (Indian pea)
Lineage: Eukaryota; Viridiplantae; Streptophyta; Magnoliopsida; Fabales; Fabaceae
Source: the annotation of a GenBank genome assembly